Molecule: messenger RNA, 817 nt
Organism: Gloeophyllum trabeum ATCC 11539
Lineage: Eukaryota; Fungi; Basidiomycota; Agaricomycetes; Gloeophyllales; Gloeophyllaceae
Exons: 1
Coding region: 22-240 (72 amino acids)
Source: RefSeq, a predicted model, not a curated record
UUUUUUUUAAACAUAUCAGAAAUGAAAGGUUUGAAAAUUGGAUCUCGUCCUUUAUAUUCAUAUAAACUAUCAAUACCUGCCAUUGUACUAAAUAUUAUUGCUAAUGAUUGUGUAGCGUCACAAAUUCCUUUACUACAAGCUAUUACUGUAGUAAAUGUUGAAGCUAAUCUAUCUAAAGGUGAAUUUCUAAGAUCUAAAGAAGCAUCUCUUAUUAAUUUUCUAAGAUGUUUAUAUCUAUGAAUUGAAGUUAAAAUAUGGCUUAUUGAAUAAGCAAAUGUAUUAAUAAUUAAAAUUAUAUAAAUAACCAUCAUUAAAGUUUUUUCUGUAUUUAAUUUUAAAGGUAAUUGUGUUAAUAAAGCUAGACUAGAUAAACCCCCAAAUAGUCUAAAUAGUCUUAGUCAAAUAUUAUUAUAAAAAUUUAAUAUAUGAAAAGGUAAAGUAUUUCUUGCUAUACCUUUUUUAUAUGCAAUAUACAAUGAAUUUAGAUUUUUUUAAUUUAACAUUUUUAAUUAUAUUAAAAAGUAAUAUUAAUACUUGUCUCUUACAUAUAUAGUAAUUAAAACUAUAUACUAUGUUAAUUUAUAAACUUAUUAAAAAAGAAAUUCUAAAUCUUAAAAUAAUAUUAUUUACAGAAGUUUUAUAGAAGUUUUAUAAAAGUUUUAUAGAUGUUAUACACUAUAAAAAAUAUAUUUUCAUUAAGAUAUAUAGAAAUUAGAUAAAAUUAUAUAGUAAAUAUAUAUUGUAUUUAUAAGUUUCUUUUUCUGUUAUUAUAAUAAUAUUAUUUUAAUUUUAAUUAUAAUAAACAAAAUGAGAUUAG